This is a messenger RNA of Salvelinus namaycush (lake trout), 1551 nucleotides long. Its product is annotated as zinc finger protein 501-like. The annotation marks the transcript as partial. Lineage: Eukaryota; Metazoa; Chordata; Actinopteri; Salmoniformes; Salmonidae. The transcript has 2 exons. The record is from RefSeq and is a predicted model, not a curated record.
GAAGAGGAGGAGAAGAUUGGGACAUCUGUUUAUGAUGGAGACCAUGUUGAGACAUUCUCUAUAUCCGGAGAGCAACAGCAGGAAAAUCACAGAGCUAAGAGGUCUCACCCCUGCCCACAUUGUGAGGAGAUUUUCCCAAUUCUAUCAAAACUAGAAAUGCACUUAAAAAUACACACAGGAGAGAAUCUGUAUUCCUGCACUGACUGUGGGAAGAGUUUCACAACAUCACAGGCUCUGACAGUUCAUCUGCGAGUCCACACUGGAGAAAAACCUUACUCCUGCUCUAUCUGUGGGGAGAGUUUCUCUCAACAGAGCAGCUUAAAAACACACCAACGUGUACACACAGGAGAGAAGCCUUACUUGUGCUCUGACUGUGGGAAGAGUUUCUCCACAUCAAGCAGCUUAAAAACACACCAACGUAUGCACACAGGAGAGAAGCCUUACUCCUGCUCUGACUGUGGGAAGAGCUUCACCUCAUCAAGCAGCUUAAAACAACACCAACGUGUACACACAGGAGAGAAGCCUUACUCCUGCUCUGACUGUGGGUCGAUUUUCUCUCAACACAGCACCUUAAAACAACACCAACGUGUACACACAGGAGAGAAGCAUUACUUCUGCUCUGACUGUGGAAAAUGUUUCACAAGAUCAGUUGAGCUAAGAGUUCAUUGGAGAACACACACAGGAGAGAAGCCUUACUGCUGCUCUGACUGUGGGAAGAGUUUCUCUCAACAGGGCCAUUUAAAAUGUCACCAGCGAAUACACACAGGAGAGAAGCCUUACUACUGCUCUGACUGUGGGAUGAAUUUCUUUCAACAGAGCGGCUUAAAGUCACACCAACGUAUACACACAGGAGAGAAGCCUUACGUGUGCUCUGACUGUGGGAAGAGUUUUUCAAAUCAGAGCAACUUAAAAACACACCAACGUAUACAUAAAGGAGAGAAGCCUUACUCCUGCUCUGACUGUGGGAAGUGCUUCACAACAUCAACUGAGAUAAAAGUUCAUCAAAGAAGACACACAGGAGAGAAGCCUUACUACUGCUCUGACUGUGGAAAGAGUUUCACCCGAUUGGCUACCUUAAAAACACAUCAAUGUAUACAUAAAGGAGAGAAUUCACAUCACUUCUCUCAGACCAGCUAAGAUUAAAGACACUCCAUCAAUUAAUCCUCAUCUCAUAAAAGAAGUGGUAACAAUGAAUUUGAUAACAUUAAGAAAGAGCAACACUAUUGUAAUCAUAUUGUUUCUCACUGUGAGGGAACUGUGAAGAGGAAAGAGUGCGUUAUAGAAAGAUGUCAUUGGAAAUUCUAUCCUUUUUUUAAUGCGCCAUGUGCACAUGUGUUGAUGUUGGGGUGGUGCUGGAGAUGAUGAAUAUGAAGUUGAAACAUUUUAGAAAUUUCCCAUUAAGGCAAAAACAAUAGGAUGGUGGUUGGUCGGGUGGAUGGAUGGGUCAGCAUAUUUCAUGAACGUCUAGCAACUCAAAGGUUUCAUGUUUGAAUCUCAUCACGGACAAAUUUAGCAUUUUAGCUAAUAAGCACCGUUUCAACUACACUACAU